UCUGCAGGUGCAAGCAUCACCAGACUGCGAGAGCAGAAGAUAUUUAAUUGCACAUUUUGAAGCAGCGGGAAUCAAAACAACAAUGAUGAUCUCGGCCCACUUCACUUUGCUCUUUUUUUGGGUGACACAAGAAUUUGUGAACUGUGUUAAUAUGAAGACAACCGUUGAUCACAUGACUGUAGCGUUAGGAGACUCGCUUACAUUAGAUUGCACCUACAAUUGCUCCACCGGAUUUGUUCGUGGCUGUUGGAGUAAAGCAUCAGAUAGCUCUGGCUGUCAUGGGAUAAUCACAAAAAGCAACUUUUGCACAUUGUCUCUUCAUCUAUCAAAUGUGACCACUGAAGAUCUGAAGAAGAACUACACUUGCUACACACAACACACAGAUGAUUUUCAGCUUCAACAAAAAACAGAGCGUAUUGUUUUACUGCAGCUGCAAGCUCAAACAAGAGCCCCAAACCGGACAGUUACCCCAAAGACUGAAACUAAAAAUGCAUCUCUUCCUGCGAAGCCAAAAGAUUCAAGUGGAGGAGAACUUAGUGGAAUUAAGGUUUUAGCAACAGUUACCGUCACUGUUGCCAUGGUGCUUGCAGCAUUGGCUGUUUAUCUGUGUCUGAGCAGACAGAGCUGCAAUUGUAAAGGGGAGCCUGUUCUGUCCAGGUCAGGCUCACCACUACCCCCUCACUCUGUCCUCUCACCAGUGACUGGGCCACUGUCCACACAAAGUGAAAGAGUGACUUUGAGGAUUCCUACACCAGAAAAUGAGAGCGACACCGAGGUUCCAUAUGCAGACAUAAUGAUCACUGUCCGAGGCGUCAGUACACCAGAGCUCACUCAGGUCGGCUACUUGACUCCAGGGGAUCAAAAAGAGUGCUGGGGAGAUGACUUGAGGUCUCACCUGCAGUCUUCACGUUCAGCAGACAGACUGCAUGUCCCCCAUCCCAGAGACAUCAGCCGCAAGAUGAGCACCAACUCUGAGUACGCGGUCAUCACAUACGCCUAACUGAGGUCGUUGCUGCUGGAAGAGGAGAGGGAGAAAGAGCACACACGUCUGGUUUUAUUAUACUUGCCUAUAUACGUUAUCUGUGUUGUUUUAUGUAAUGCUAGUGUAUAUGUAAGUAUAUAUUGUUUUUUUAUGACUUCUAUGUUUAGAAUUAACCCGAAUAUUUUACCAAUAAAGCUUUUUGUCCUUGUGA
Messenger RNA from Chelmon rostratus (copperband butterflyfish), 1193 nucleotides. RefSeq lists its product as uncharacterized. Bases 83 to 1000 code for a protein of 305 amino acids. The record is from RefSeq and is a predicted model, not a curated record. NCBI's taxonomy places the organism in Eukaryota, Metazoa, Chordata, Actinopteri, Chaetodontiformes, Chaetodontidae. The transcript is spliced from 10 exons.